CACGGUGUGUGUCGGGUGUCUCCUGGGAAAACAGCGUUUGGGGAGGGGGGAGGGAGGAUAAGUUUUUUUCUCCCCCACUACCCUCCCACCGGUCUGCCUGCAUAAUGAAUUGGCCGUUCACUUGACAUUCCACCAACAUGUGUGCGGUCCUCUAAUUGUGUGCGUCCAACAUUUCUCAGAAGAUGCAGCUUGGCUUGUUCGGCUCCAUUUAAAAAAAGCUGUAAUACAACAGGUUUUGAUAUUGUUUUGAGGAUAUCGGAUUUAGAAUAAUAAUGUUGAUGCUGACCGCACCAUGCUGUUGAUGUAAUGAUAAGAACGACAGGAAGAACGCCUACCAGACCCACGGAGGUCAAAGUUUGAGGCUUGUCUACUUGUCGAGCGAGCACACAGGAAAUACAGUAUCAUCGACUUUCAUCAGUUAGCGAUACCACAUCCUGCUCCACAAGACCAUGGCUUCGUUGUACAACUGAAAGUCUAUCGAGCGGCAAAAUUUCUACUACAUGAUUCUCAGCCUUGAAUUUUCCACCCUUUCUCUCUUUCUCUAAGAACGUUUCGGCCAUGUACAAAAGAUGAUGGACAAUAGACUCGCCAGUGUUAUUGCUGUUCGUGAGUCGUUUUCAGUUGUUUCAUUGUGAUGCAACUGGCAAGCCUGGACUUUAUUGGUGAUGACAGUAAAUAAAUGAUCAAUACUGGCAUCAGGAAGAUCAGGUUACAAUAGUGUAUGAGUGAGGAGGCAUUGUGCCAAGUCAAGAUCGUGCCACUGAAGGACAUGCUCAUUGAUGUGCCGGCCUGUGAACUCUGAACUUUGGAUCAGCACGUGCUAAGAGUAAGUGUUUGUGAAUCUACGUCCCCUAUCCGGGAAGAGUUCGAUUCACAAGCCAGGACACUUUCUAACACAUAAUCGACUUUCUCCACGGAAGAUCUGUUCGACCAUCCAUCCGGGACACUUACUUUGUUGUAUCUUGAAAUCAAGUGUCUUUUCUCUUCAUAAGUGUCAGACCAGAUGUUCGGACACUGUCUUUUGCGAGGCGAAUAUUCGUUCUUGAGCGAACGAGAACGUUCUUGUAACUCCAGACAUAAAAAUAGAAAAUACAUAAGCAGAGCAUCGCCAGUAGUCAGCCAAGUAUUUGAGCAGUCACCCCCAUUAGUUGUUUUUUUUCCCUCCCUCUGUUAGCUGGAUGACUUCGGGCCUGUGAUAAUGCGAGGAAGCUGGAAGUGGUUCAACAGAUCACGCAGACCGGUCAUCAUCUUGAGUCUUCUGGCUGUGGUCGGCUCGGUACUGAAGCUGCUGUACGAAUUCAACAGCGCUGCAGCAGUGCAGCAUUCGCAUAACGGUUUGUUUACCAGAAAGCAGCGUCUGAAAACAUCCACUCUGGUCGUAAGCUCUGGUCCAGCAUCAGACCUCCCAGAAUACCGUCCGUGCAGCGGCCGGCCCUGCUCUAACCUCCAGCAUUUAAGCAGAAACGAAUGGGUUUCAGAGGUCAAUGGUUCGGCAUCCAUUCCCAGAAUGCCGGGUCAAAGGUUUUCAGCAGCUCACGUGGCUGAACUUGGUGUGGUUUCACAGUCGUCUGUCGUGUCGUCUUGGCCACCCAGGACAAGCAAGAUCGACUGGGACCCUUUCUUGGUUGUCGUCGUGUGCUCGAAACCAGAAAACACUCAGCUGCGCCUGGCUGUUCGACGGACGUGGGGCUUGAACCUCGACAGCGCCAAGGUUCUGGUCCGGUUCUUCGUCGGCCAAGACGACGGCUGGGACAGCAUCAUCGCCAGAGAGCAGGAGCUGCACAGCGAUGUCAUCAAAACUGACCUGGCCGACACCUACUUCAACUUGUCGCGCAAAGUUCUGAGCGCCCUCUCGUGGUCCGCGCGGAACGCCCCGCGCGCGCGCUACGUCAUGAAGACGGACGACGACACCUACGUCAACGUGCCGUACCUACUGCACGCGCUGCGCAGCCACGCGCUGGGGGACGACUACAGCAUCGCGGGGGCCGUGUGCGUCAACUCUUCCGUCGUGCGGGACCCCGCCGACAAGUGGUUCGUCACCUACCUGGACUACCCGAGCGACGUCUACCCGACCUACGUCUUCGGAGGCGGCUACGUGAUGAGCGUGACGGCGGCCAGAGCCAUCCUGCUCGCCAGCCGCAACUCGGACUACCUGCACCUGGAGGACGUCUACGUCACCGGCAUUCUCGCAAAGCGUGCCGGGAUACGCCGUGUGGCUCACGAGGGUUUUUCUUUCUGGAUGUCCAAGCGUCCGUCACCUUGUGAGAUGGCGAUCAACUCGCGUGUGACGGCUGUGAAUUUGACAGCAAACGAGUUUUACAAGCUGUAUUCGGAAAUUCAUCUCAUUUUACGUACAGGUAACUGGACGGCGUGCUACCAAGAAAGAGGCCAUGACUAGCAACAAAUCAUGUACACAUUCUGCAGCAUCACACAUCACUAGACACUACAAGGAUGGUUGACACACACACA
Pomacea canaliculata is the source of this 2469-nucleotide messenger RNA. RefSeq names its product beta-1,3-galactosyltransferase 5-like. The record is from RefSeq and is a predicted model, not a curated record. Gene Ontology annotation, molecular function: hexosyltransferase activity. NCBI's taxonomy places the organism in Eukaryota, Metazoa, Mollusca, Gastropoda, Architaenioglossa, Ampullariidae. Bases 1199 to 2398 code for a protein of 399 amino acids. Gene Ontology annotation, cellular component: membrane. The transcript has a single exon.